AUGGAAACAGCAACCCUAGUCGCCAUUUUUAUAUCUGGUUUACUUGUAAGUUUUACCGGGUACGCCUUAUAUACCGCUUUUGGGCAACCUUCUCAACAACUAAGAGAUCCAUUCGAGGAACACGGGGACUAG
Salvia miltiorrhiza (redroot sage) is the source of this 132-nucleotide messenger RNA. The record is from the annotation of a RefSeq genome assembly. Lineage: Eukaryota; Viridiplantae; Streptophyta; Magnoliopsida; Lamiales; Lamiaceae.